CCACCCGCCAAAACAAGAAGAAGAAGAGCAGUCUCAGCACUGAUAGCACCAACUCAGUGUAGCUCACAAACAAUUAAUCUCAGUUUAGCUAUCGUAUACUCCACACAGUUCUGAGAAAAUCUCGUCCAAAGCUGUCUCGAGUUCCGGCUGAAUGGCUGAAGCGUCCGUUAUAGAUGCACCGAAGUUGAAUCCCGAGUCUGCGGAGUUUGUACCCCAAGCUAAACCCAACCAGCCCCCCUUUAGGAGAAAUUACAGGCAGCAGCACCACGGUCAGGACUGGAGGGCUCAACAUGUUAGGCCUCAUCACCACUUUAGACAGUCCAGUGCGAGUCAAGAUGAGUUUGAAAACCCUGCCAAUAAUACAUUAGCUCCUGCUCAGCUUCCCAUUAGAGAAGACUUGAGAGGUAGGGGUCGAGGAGGGAGACAAAGAGGAGGACGUGGUGAUGGUCGGCGCAGUAAUGACCAUUGCCCUCCGUACGAGAGAUGCAAGAAACCUGGAAGUGAUCAUGACUGCUCAGGAAGAGGCCGUGGAGCUUGUGGCCGUGAGCGACCUAACUCACCCACUUCUUAUAGAUCCACAGAUGAGGAGAAGAAAGAAAGAACAACUGUGGAAGCCCAUGUGAGAAAGUCUUAUAAUGACAGCCGACGCAAGCAGCCCAAUAGAGCACAAGCUGAGAGAUGGAUAAAGGGGCCUCUUCCCAGGGACCAAGAGGAGAACCGGGAAAACCAGACUGAUGCAGGAGACACAAGGCCUGCAGCAGUUCACGAACAUCCAGAGCCUGAGCAGAGGAAUCAUAAGGGAUGGAGAGGUGGAGAGCGGUGCAUGCACCCCAAUUCCCGGAGGAAAGGACAGGCACCUAACCAUGGGAUUGAGGGUAACUGGAGAGAAAGAGAACCUGCUCAGAACAUCAGGGAGGAGAGGAGAGGUGCAGAAGAUGAGGGUGGAAGACAGGAGGAGUCUAACAGGAACAGAGGAGCUAUGAGAGGGGAGGAGAGAAGAGGUGCAGAAGGUGAGGGGGGAAGACAGGAGGAGUCUAACAGGAACAGAGGAGGUGCGAAAGGGGAGGAGAGGAGAGGUGCAGAAGGUGAGGGUGGAAGACAUGAGGAGUCCAACAGGAACAGAGGAGCUAUGAGAGGGGAGGAGAGAAGAGGUGCAGAAGAUGAGGGAGGAAGACAGGAGGAGUUCAACAGGAACAGACGAGGUGCGAAAGGGGGGGAGAGAAGAGGUGCAGAAGAUGAGGGAGGAAGACAGGAGGAGUUCAACAGGAACAGACGAGGUGCGAAAGGGGAGGAGAGGAGAGGUGCAGAAGAUGAGGGUGGAAGACAGGAGGAGUUCAACAGGAACAGACGAGGUGCGAAAGGGGAGGAGAGGAGAGGUGCAGAAGGUGAGGGCAGAAGACAAGAGGAAUCCAACAGAAACAGAGGAGGUGCGAGAGGGGAGGAGAGAAGAGGUGCAGAAGAUGAGGGAGGAAGACAUGAGGAGUCCAACAGGAACAGAGGAGGUGCGAGAGGGGAGGUCAGAAGACAUGAGGAGUCCAACAUGAACAGAGGAGCUGUGAGAGGGAAAAGGCCACUUCUGCAGAAUGCAGGACUGGGGAGAGGUGGGGGUCCUGAGCGACGGACCGGACCGGUGAAGCGCAUUGAGCCUCCCAAAAGCAAAGAAACCCAGACAGGUUGUCUGAUUGAGCAGCUGACGGAGGAGAAGUAUGAGUGUAUGGUCUGUUGUGAAGUGAUUCGGCUCAUUGCUCCAGUUUGGAGCUGUCAGAGCUGUUACCACGUAUUUCACCUUAACUGCAUCAAGAAAUGGGCUCGCUCACCUGCAUCUCAAGCUGAUGAUGCCCCUGAAGGAUGGCGUUGUCCUGCAUGCCAGAAUGUGGCACUUAAAGCCCCAAAUGCGUAUACCUGCUUCUGUGGGAAGGUGACCAAUCCUGAGUUUCAGCGCACUGAGAUCCCUCAUAGCUGUGGGGAUAUGUGUGGGAAAAAGAGGAGUGGAGGGGAAUGCAAUCACCCCUGUAAUAUCUUGUGCCAUCCUGGGCCCUGCCCGCAGUGUCCAGCUUUUAUCACAAAGUCCUGCAUUUGUGGUAGAAUGAGUAAGCAGGUUCGUUGCAGUCAGGCUGGACCUCUGCUUUGUGAGGAAGUCUGUGGGGCUCUUCUGAACUGCUCAAAGCACUUCUGUGCCCAGGUGUGCCACUCAGGGCCAUGCCAACCCUGCCCACUUCGUGUUCAGCAAGCUUGCUUUUGUGGUGUGGUGUUCAGGGAGGUGGCAUGUGGGACUGAUUGUGGCCAUUUUGAUGGAUCAGGAUAUUUCUCCUGUUGCAAAACCUGUGGAAAGAUGCUGGACUGCCAGUCCCAUCGCUGUCAGCAGUUAUGCCACCCUGGGCAGUGUCCGUCAUGUCCACUCAGCCCCAAGCUGGUGCGCAGCUGUUCGUGUGGACAGACUCCAUUAUCUAAACUUCUAGAGCUCGGCUACCCAGAGAGAAAGAACUGUACUGACCCGAUCCCCUCCUGUGGCAAGACCUGCAACAAACCACUGCCAUGUGGAGAUGAUGAUUCUGUCCACUUGUGUGAAAAGCUCUGCCACGAGGACAGCUGUGGGCCGUGCUCUUUGACCUCCUCUAUUAAAUGCAGAUGUGGCAGCAACAGCAAGGAAGUUCCUUGUGCAGCCAUUCAGACUGAACAAGACAUGAUGUUUACGUGUGAGAAACGCUGCAUCAGGAAGCGCUCCUGCGGCAGACACAAGUGUGGGGAGAUGUGUUGUGUGGAUCUGGAGCAUAAGUGCUCAAUGAUUUGUGGUUACAAGCUCAAUUGCGGUCUACAUCGAUGUCAGGACCUUUGCCACCGUGGGAACUGCCAGCCUUGUUGGCAAACCAGUUUUGAUGAGUUGGCGUGCUACUGCGGGGAGACUGUGCUCUUCCCGCCCAUCCCUUGUGGAACCAGACCCCCUGAAUGUAAAAACUUAUGUACCCGAAGUCAUGAUUGUGAUCAUCCAGUGUUCCAUUCAUGCCACACUGAGGAGAGAUGUCCACCCUGUACCUACCUCACCAAGAAGUGGUGCAUGGGUAAUCAUGAGCAAAGGAGUAAUAUCCCAUGCCACCUGCAGGACAUCUCGUGUGGUUUAGCGUGUGAUAAGCUCUUACCCUGCGGUUCGCAUCGCUGUAAGAAAAUAUGUCACCGUGGUGAAUGCCAGGCAGAGGGAGAGUGUAAGCAGCCAUGCACUCACCCUAGAACAAGCUGUGGACACCCCUGUGCUGCUCCCUGCCACCCAGGCACCCCCUGUCCACCCACUGUCUGCAGUGCCAAGGUGGCACUGAAGUGUGACUGUGGCCGAAGGAAAGAGACUAUUCCUUGCACUGAUGCAGCUAGUUCCUAUCAAAGAUAUGCAGCUAUUUCCGUUGCCAGUAAGCUGUCAGAUAUGCAGCUGGGAGAGUCCGUAGACAUUGGACAGCUGACGAAGAAAGAGCAGAGAAAGGCCAGGUUGGAGUGUGAUCAAGAAUGUGCUACACUGGAGAGGAACAGGCGGCUGGCCGAGGCCCUGCAGAUUGAUCAGGCGGUGGAUACCUUCAAGUCAGCGUCUUCCAAAUAUAGUGACUCUCUCAAAGAAGAUGCAAGGAAAGAUUUCAAGUUUGUCAGUGAAAUUGAGGAGGAGAUUAAGAAUUUAGUUGAACUGGCUAACAAGGGUAAACAGACUAAGAGGAGUCACUGUUUUCCACCUAUGAAGCGUGAACACAGGAGAAUAAUCCAUGAGCUUGCGGAGGCUUAUGGUGUGGAAAGCGUCAGCUAUGAUAGUGAACCCAAGCGCAAUGUAGUGAUCACUGCCAUCAGGGGGAAAGCAGUGUGUCCUAACACUAGUCUGGCUGCUUUGGUUGAAAGGGAAACUGUCUCCAGAGCCCCCCCUCCUAUUGCCCACAUCAAACAACAAACCAGCAAGGCCGACAACAGUGAUGCUUGGAAGAAACAAUCUAGAGAGGAUCUCUCCAUUGAUUAUUUUGAUGUGCAGGAUUGACAUGAAAUUUUGAACAUUCAAUGUAUUAAUCACACAAAAUAAAGCUGUCCAAAAACUU
Molecule: messenger RNA, 4061 nt
Organism: Carassius gibelio (silver crucian carp)
Lineage: Eukaryota; Metazoa; Chordata; Actinopteri; Cypriniformes; Cyprinidae
Product: transcriptional repressor NF-X1-like
Exons: 24
Coding region: 152-4003 (1283 amino acids)
Biological process (GO): negative regulation of transcription by RNA polymerase II
Cellular component (GO): nucleus
Molecular function (GO): DNA-binding transcription factor activity, RNA polymerase II-specific; RNA polymerase II transcription regulatory region sequence-specific DNA binding; zinc ion binding
Source: RefSeq, a predicted model, not a curated record